Molecule: messenger RNA, 753 nt
Organism: Vollenhovia emeryi
Lineage: Eukaryota; Metazoa; Arthropoda; Insecta; Hymenoptera; Formicidae
Exons: 3
Coding region: 4-753 (249 amino acids)
Source: RefSeq, a predicted model, not a curated record
CAAAUGAUUGUUGAUUACCGUAAACAUGCUGGGGUUCCCGAAGAAAAUCCUUAUGUAUUUGGCAUAAAUACAGUGGACAAAAGAAGACAUGCAUAUUUUAGAGCAUGUGUAUUAAUGAGAAAGUAUUCUGCAGCCUCUGGAGCGAAAAUACCAACUUCAUUACGUGGUACAAUAUUGAGAAAACAUAUUGCUACAAAAUGUAUCACAUUAGAUAUAUCUGAAAAUCAAAUUAAUGAUCUAGCGGAUUUCAUGGGUCACCAUGAAAAAGUGCAUAAAUCGCACUACAGACAAUCUGUAGUCACGCGAGAUUUAGCCAUAGCACGAUUGCUAAAAUAUGCUCAAGGAGAAAAUGCAACUGAUGAAAGUGAUGAUGAAGAUGAUGAGGACGACGGAAAUGUAAUCGAUUUUGAUAAUGAAAAUGAUACAGCUACACACUCAAAUAUUUCCGAAACUGCAUCAACACCAAGAAACGCUCAUCCAUACUCUACUAGACAAAUGCGUAGUAAAGAAUGUGAAAUAAUGAAUCCCGAAAAAGAAACAGUUUACGAUAAGGAGAAUAUGAUUAACUUAGACAAUGAAGAUAACCUAAACAGAAAUUUAAAUACUUCGAAUAUACCUAUACCAAGAAAGAGAAAACAAACUAAAGGGAUGGCUAACAAUAAAGAUGAUAUAGAUAGUAAUAUGGAAAUAAAAAAAAGAAAAUAUCUCCCUUCGGUUCUAAAAGGAGAACAACUAGUAGAUCAGAUGGACUGA